GUCUUCUCUUACUCUAAGUAGAACAUAGAACAUGAACAUUUCCAAAUCCAAGUACUACCAUUCUUCAUAGAAAUCACUUGUAAAUUGUAAUACGUGCCCUGAAAUCCAAUCCGUCCAUUAAAUAUUCACUUGAAAACAAUCUGACCCGUUGACACUCCACAACCUUUAUCCUAGAUACCCAAUCCGAGGGUUACGGUUUCGUGCCACACUCACCGAUGGAUUAUAUAAAAAAGAAUCACACAUAACUCUACUCACUCUCUCUCUCUCUCUGUGAUUCCUUCAGUCACUUCCCUCAUUUUUUAACAUUCCCCUCGGCGCUGCGCACCUUUCUCGAUCUCCGAUCUAUAAACCCCACAACACCCUCCUUCCUUCUUUCUCAACCUUACACUCUCUCUCUCUCUCAAAAUAAAUCUCGUUUCUCUCUCCUCUCGUUGGGCCUCUUCAACGGGCUUCCCGGCCCAACGCUACAACCUUUUUUUCUGCUCUUUCGAUUUUUUAGGGUUUUCGCGCGCUCCCCCUUUCUUCUUCUCCUGGAUCUGCUAGGAGAAGUGCUGCAUGCUCUGAACUUCCUUCCAUACUCUUAGAGAUGGCGUCUUCGUAUCCCGGUUCCGUUAGUGCCGCGCAGGUUGGUUCCUACUUCGUGGGACAGUACUACCAGAUUCUUCGCCAGCAACCGAAUCUUGUUCACCAGUUUUACUCCGAUUCCAGCAGCAUGAUUCGCGUCGACGGAGAUUCAGUUGAAACCGCGCACGAUGUGUUGCAAAUUCAUUCAAUUGUAUCGUUACUGAAUUUUACUACGAUUGAAAUCAAGACAAUUAAUUCUCUUGACUCUUGGGAUGGAGGUGUGCUUGUGAUGGUCUCAGGUUUUGUGAAGAUAAAGGAUAUCAGUGGGAAGCGGAAGUUUGUUCAAACUUUCUUUCUUGCUCCUCAGGAGAAGGGUUACUUUGUAAUGAAUGAUAUGUUUCAUUACAUUGAUGAUGAAGUAACGUACCCAAAUCUGGUACCAGUGGCAUCUGAAACCAUUGACACACAACCACAUCUUUCUGCUUCACUUGCUGAGCCACCAGCAGUUUCAGACUACGGUUUGGAGGAAGAAGCCAGGGAAUAUGUCAACUCAGUUCAUAUAGAUGAUGAUCCAGUGGACGAGUAUAGUCUUCCUGAGCACCAGCAGCAGCUACAAGAAGAACUUGAAACCGAAAUUGUGGAGGAGGAAACUCCCGUACAGGAGGCAUCUCCACCAAUUCAUAGCAUUGGACACACUGUCCAAGAACCCCCUGUUGCUCUUGUGGAAGAGUCCUUUGAGGAGCCUCCUAAGAAAACAUAUGCAUCUAUUUUACGAGUUUCCAAAGGGCAGCCAGUGUUGUCAGCUGCUCCACAGUAUGCUCCACAACAUUCUUUUAAAAGUGCCCCACCUCCUUCCGAGUUGAACCAUGUAGCACAGCCUGCUGUUCAGCAGUCAAGCUCUGCAUCUAUGUAUGUUCCUGAGUCAGGGAUUGAGGCCGCAGAAGAAGGCUAUGGACUAGAAGAAGAAGAUGAAGUAACAUCUGUCUAUGUUAGAAACUUGCCCGCUAAUGUUACUGAAGCAGAGAUUGACCAGGAAUUUAAGAAUUUUGGCAGAAUUAAGCCUGAUGGAAUAUUCAUUAGGGUCCGAAAGGAAAUUGGAGUCUGCUAUGCAUUUGUGGAAUUUGAAGACAUUGUUGGUGUUCAAAAUGCACUUCAGGCUUCUCCAAUCCAAUUGGCUGGAAGACAAGUAUACAUAGAGGAGCGGAGGCCAAACAGUGUCGGUGCAGCUCGGGGAGGAAGAAGGGGAAGAGGCAGAGGCAGUUAUCAAGCAGAUGCUCCGAGAGGGCGUUUUGGUGGUAGGAGCAUGGGAAGGGGAGGUAAUCAGGAUAGUUCAGACUACACCAGACUAAGAGGCGAUGGUUAUCUUCAGCGUGGUUCCCGAUGAGGAAAAUGUGGCAUAAACGCAUGCACUAAGAUGCCAUUCAAGGGUUUAUACAAUUAGCGAAGUCUGUGCUUGGCGUGGGUAUUUUUACUACAGAACAUUUUCUUCUGUGGUUUCACAUAAAGUAGUCUUACGUUUUGGGUGCGUCUUUUUCAAGUAAAAGCCAUUGAGACUUAAACUAGUUUGUUUUUCAUAGAUCAAUUGGUUCCCCCUUGAAUGUUAUUUAUUAUGCCAUUCAGGUGGGAAGUUUUGGUUGUUUGUAUUGUACCAUGUUUGGAUUGUGGGGGCCUUUUAAUGAGAGAAGGGGUGUUGAAAGUAACAAAGUGGUUUAGACAUCAAUAGAGGCUGUGCUUCAUUAUCAGAGAUGUUGCUGUGCAUUGUUGUGUGCAUCAGCUCGUUGCCUUUGACUUGUUUUUGAUAGUACCAUGAGAAUCUUAUAAUUUCUUUCUUUCUAAUUUUGGGCAUUGUUGGCAUGAA
This is a messenger RNA of Glycine soja, 2422 nucleotides long. Its product is annotated as putative G3BP-like protein. The record is from RefSeq and is a predicted model, not a curated record. Gene Ontology annotation, molecular function: mRNA binding. The coding region runs from base 587 to 1948 and encodes 453 amino acids. The transcript has 9 exons. Gene Ontology annotation, cellular component: cytosol; ribonucleoprotein complex. Lineage: Eukaryota; Viridiplantae; Streptophyta; Magnoliopsida; Fabales; Fabaceae.